GUUCUUUCUUCCCUGCCACGUCGGACUGACCGGCUAACGCCAGCUGCCCUCAACCAUGAAGCUGCUGAGAGUCCUUGUGCUGAUUGCCCUCCCCCUUUACUGCUUUGCUGGUUCUGGAUGCCCAUUUCUAGAGGAAGUGGUUAACAAAACAAUCAGUCCUGAAGUGAGCAUUAGUGAAUACCAAAAUUUUCUUCAGGAUUUUGCUCAGACUCCUGAGGAAAAUGAGGCCUUGGCUGAGGCGAAGCAAUGUCAUCUCAACCAGUCAAACGAAACUCUGCACAACUAUGCACAGAUGAUGCAAAUAAUGUAUUCCAGUCAUUGGUGUGCCAGUUUUUAACUUUCCCCGAGACCGGAGACCCCGAGGACUACAGAGAAUGGUCAGCAACUGACAGCCAGUGAAUAUAAACCACGACUUUUCUUCCUUCUUUCUCUUUUCAUCUAUAAACUGCAAGACAACUGUUGAAACCUCAAAUACAUUUUCAUUUCAAUAAAGCAUCUGCAAAUGGAAAAUUCUUUUCA
This is a messenger RNA of Leopardus geoffroyi (Geoffroy's cat), 519 nucleotides long. RefSeq names its product secretoglobin family 2A member 2 (gene SCGB2A2). Gene Ontology annotation, biological process: androgen receptor signaling pathway. The transcript is spliced from 3 exons. Bases 56 to 337 code for a protein of 93 amino acids. The record is from RefSeq and is a predicted model, not a curated record. NCBI's taxonomy places the organism in Eukaryota, Metazoa, Chordata, Mammalia, Carnivora, Felidae.